AUGAGGCAAGAGGGGGUUCCUGGGCAGCCGGCUGGAUUUGGCGCUAGAGAUGCUGAAGGGUCUGCAGGUCUGACAGAGUUUCAGUACAAGGUCGUGGAGUCUGACUAUCGCCGGUAUGUGGGCAAGUGUUCUGAGUUCGGCAAUGGGUGCACAUGGUUGAUUCGGCUUAGUCUCCGACAGCGCAAUGGACUUUGGGAGGUCAAACGUUACAACGGACCGCAUACUUGUCUCGCCACCUCCAUUUCCAGCGACUACAGGAGUUUGGAUUACCAUGUGAUAUCGGCAUUCAUUAUGCCAAUGGUUAGGGCUGAUGCAUCCGUCAACAUCAAGGUGCUCCUAAAUGCCACCGCCGCACACUUUGGGUUUAGCCCAACUUACAGGAGGGUCUGGUUGGCGAAGCAGAAGGCUGUUGCCCUCAUCUAUGGUGACUGGGAUGAGUUGUACAACGAGCUCCCAAGGUGGGUGUUAGGAGUCCAGUUGACGAUACCUGGUACUGUUGCAGUCCUAAAGACGAGCCCUGUUCGUGUCGGUGGACAGUUGGACGAGUCUCGAGCUUAUUUUCACAGACUAUUAUGGACGUUUCCACCGUGUAUCGAGGCAUUCUGUCAUUGCAAGCCCCUAGUUAGUAUUGAUGGCACCCAUCUGUAUGGUAAGUAUGGGGGAACGUUGCUUGUCGCGAUUGCACAGGACGGGAACUCCAAUAUACUCCCUGUUGCAUUCGCAUUAGUCGAGGGUGAGAAUGCUGAGUCGUGGUCCUUCUUUCUCUCCCACCUGCGUCAGCAUGUGACACCACAGCGGGUCUGCUGGUUAUCUCGGACAGGCAUAACGGCAUCAAGGCCGUGCUUGAGGCUCCUGACGGAGGCUGGUUACCUCCAUCUGCGUACCGGGCAUUCUGCAUUCGACAUGUUGCGGCAAAUUUUGCCCUCACCUUCAAAGGCAAAGACGCAAGGAGGCUACUUGUGA
Arachis stenosperma is the source of this 963-nucleotide messenger RNA. RefSeq lists its product as uncharacterized. Lineage: Eukaryota; Viridiplantae; Streptophyta; Magnoliopsida; Fabales; Fabaceae. The coding region runs from base 1 to 963 and encodes 320 amino acids. The record is from RefSeq and is a predicted model, not a curated record. The transcript is spliced from 2 exons.